CUCUAGUCGGGUUAUCGUCUGUGCCAAAAACUCUAGACGUUUAAGCGAAGUUUACACGAUCAAAAUAUUGUAAAACAUAGCCUUCUGGAGCAAAACAACAUAUUUAAUUUGUCAUAUGAUUAUGGCGACGUUUGAAGGAAUUUCACAGGUUCAUGUCGAUGUUAUAGAUGGAAGACGAACGAAUAAAGUCGUCAAGAAAUGGAGCGAGCAACAGACGGACUUAUUCGCUGCGGUACUCUCUCUUCGAUCUUCUAAAGACGGAGAGCAAUCGUCCUGGGCGGAAGAACUUGAAAACUUAGCGGUGAAAAAGUCUUCAAAUGAAAAGCUCUUUCGAGAAAUUCAAACAAGUCUGGAGGAAGAGUUAGUCAAGAUAGAUCAAAGUUUUCGAGACAAUGACGAAGAAGCGACGUUCUCUGUGCCUCAACUUCGAGCUAAAUAUAAAUGGUUGAAGCGAGAAUGGAAAAUUAUUCAAAGCAAACUAAACUACGGGCUGCAGGCCGAAGAAAUGAAAAUCCCCGGCUGGUAUAAACUUCUCGAUCCUGUGUUUUCAGUCUACCAGAAUGUAAAUAAAGAUGAGCCAAGACAGAGGCCUUCUAUGGUGAUUGAAAACGGCUCGCUACAAAAUGGCGAGUCGCAUGUAGACAAAGACUCGCACGCUGCGACAAAGAAACGAAACAUCGUGUCAGCGUUGAAUAGACCUGAAAGUUUUGAAACAGAACGAGUAGAAACGGCUCAACCUCGCAUAAACAAACCGCCAAACGAUAUCCUAAGCAGCGAGAUCCCAAGAGUCGAUCCAAUAGUAAUAGUGAGGGUGCCAAAUAAUAAUACGGCUACAUCUAGGGAUGGACAGACAUUUCAACGACUUACUCGGGCGAGAAGCGAAGACUCGACCUCGGAAAGUCCACCACGAAAAGCUAUGAGACUUGACGGCUCGAACGAAAGAAUUAACGAAGUUGGACCGAGUUUAUCCCCUGGUAUCAACCCUAUCAGUCGUGUAUGCAAAUCUGAGAGCGACCGUUACGUGGAGAUUAUCAAGCACUUGUUGGAUGCUGAAGAGAGGAGGGAAAGGAUGUUCGUGGGCUUUCAGAAGGAGCAGGCUGAGGCAAAUCGACAACACGAAAUCAAGAUGGCACAAUUUUUUGCUCAGUGUUUAUCACAGCAACAGGUCUUAUCCCAAGGAAUCAACCAGAUUCUGCAUUCCCUUUCUAAAAAUACCGAUAAGAAAUGACUGACCCCUAAGCCUCGAUCGCAAGUUAAGAGAAGAGGUCUUAGAACGAACUUAGUUAGAAAAAGAGUUCUUUGAACGAGUUUUUUUUGAAAGUCACUGAUAAGAGCUGUAUACUCAGUGGCGGAUCCAGGAUUUUUUUAAACGGGGUCCAGAGUUUCCACUUCUUUGCUUUUACUAUAUGAGUGCUGACAAGACCUAGACUGCACAUGCGUGCAUUUAGACACAGUUAGUCCAUGCAGUUGGUCGGGUCGAUGGCUCGAUCUGUGUGGAAUACUUGAGGUUCGCAAAUUACCAGUACGACGCCAAAAACAAGCUAUAACAACAGGACACAACCCAAAACUUCUGUAAUCUUUUUAAUUAAAAUGUACAGACGA
Actinia tenebrosa (Australian red waratah sea anemone) is the source of this 1602-nucleotide messenger RNA. RefSeq lists its product as uncharacterized. The record is from RefSeq and is a predicted model, not a curated record. NCBI's taxonomy places the organism in Eukaryota, Metazoa, Cnidaria, Anthozoa, Actiniaria, Actiniidae.